Fulvia fulva is the source of this 873-nucleotide messenger RNA. RefSeq names its product PARP-type zinc finger-containing protein. NCBI's taxonomy places the organism in Eukaryota, Fungi, Ascomycota, Dothideomycetes, Mycosphaerellales, Mycosphaerellaceae. The record is from RefSeq and is a predicted model, not a curated record. The coding region runs from base 1 to 873 and encodes 290 amino acids. The transcript has 6 exons. Gene Ontology annotation, molecular function: DNA binding; zinc ion binding.
AUGUCGGGCAAUUAUCGCGUUGAGAUCGCCAAGCAAGGCCGCGCAGGAUGUACCGCCACCGACUGCAAGAAGGAAAAUGUCAAGAUCGGCAAGGGCGAGAUCAGGGUAGGCGUCACAGUCGUGUUCCAGGAGCACACCAGCUGGAAGUGGCGGCAUUGGGGCUGUGUCACGCCCACCAUGCUGCACAAUUGGAAGGAGAAGACCGAGGGCGACGAGGAUUUAAUUGAUGGACUUGAAGAGAUUCCCGAGGAAAUCCAGGAAAAGGUCAAGCGGGCUCUGGAACACGAGCAUGUUGACGACGAUGACUGGAAGGGCGAUGCCGAGAUGAAUCGCUACAACCCGGACAAGCCGAUGCAGGGCAUGUUCGUGAAGCAGUUAGCGAAGAAGAAGAAGUCAGAUGACGAUGAGGACGAGGACGACACUACUACCAAGAAGCCAGCUCCGAAAAAGCGCGCUCGCAAGGCUGCCAACGAGGAAAAUGAUGAGGAUGAGGCACCCCCACCCAAGAAAGCUCGCGGCAAGAAGGUCAAGGCUGAAGACGAAGAGGCGGCAGAAGCACCGCCAGCGAAGAAGCCCAGAGCACGCAAAUCCAAGGCCGAAGACCCAGUCGACGAGGAAGCUGAGCCGGCUCCGGCUAAGAAGAAAGGCAGGAAGCCGAAGGACAGCCAACCCGACGAAGCAGGCGAAGAGGCCGAAGCUCACACGGCUGAGAAGCCGAAGGCCGCUCCCAAGAAGGGUCGUGGCAAGAAAGCAGCAGCACCUCCUGCUGAUGUCGCGGACGAUCUUGACGAUGUGCCGGAGAAGCCCGCAGCGAAGCCAAAGCGCAAGGGUAGAUCCACCAAGGCUACUGCCGUCGCGGAGGACGACGAGUAG